AUGGCAUCGCUGCGGCCUACUGGCGAACUGAGAGAGCGCGCCGAGCGACGGGAGAAGAAGAGACAGAAGAACAAUGCUGACACGGAAGCCGCCACCCCCAGUGAUUACAUAGACAUGCUGCCGGCGAACCUCUGGCACAAAGUCUUUCUCUACCUGCUGCUUCCGCCAGGCUCCUCCCACCCUGAGACUCCCCUCGUCCGGGGCAGACAAACUACCCCAUGGUAUCUCUCUGCCACAGAGCAACCCACAGCGUGCAAAAACCUGCCCGUGAAAUUUGCGGACCCUAAUUGUUCAGCAGCCGGGCAGCACUGGAAGAACGCGAGGAGCUAUGGCAGUGGGUGGGCGCUGCUGUGCUGUGCCAUGGCCAGCAAGAGGCUCCUCUACCACGUGCUCUCCUUCUCCGCCCACCACCCCAUCGCGCUGGUCUACAACGAGCUGCACCCGCAGUGGAUCAAAAGCGUCACUUUCUUCCUGCGCUGGCGCCGCAGCCUCAGGUCCCUCGCGCUCACCUUCACGCACUUCAAGCAGCUCGACAAACUUCGCUCGCCGCUGAACCGGCCCUUCGCCUCCCUCACCUCGCUCACUCUCAAGCUGCGCAGCACUGUCGACAAAGCCUACCUGAAUUCCGAGGACCCAGUGGACUGGAAUUCCUGGACCCGCACCUUGGACUGCCCGGCUCUGCAGCGGCUGAAGCUCGGCCGGGGCAGGUGGAACCUGCAGCACGGCUGGGCUGAGGGGUUCAAGUCGCUGCGCUGUUUGACUCUCAAACACGUGGAUUGGGAAUUCGCGGAUGUUAAGUAUUUGGGCUCGGUCACACCGCGUCUGACGGAAUUUACUCUCUAUCAUAGCUGGAAUUUGGAGGACCCAUCCCCAGGCCCCGGUGGCGGCGGCACGUUCCGUUUCGACUUAUCGAAAGCUCAAACCGUCCGCUUUUACUUCCCCCAGGGCAGUCUCAAGCUCGUCCUCACCCUCUCUAGCUCGCUCAAGACCUUCUCAGCCAUGGCAAAGAGGCUCGUGCUCUCGUGCAAGACCACCGAACCUCUCGCUCUCCACCACCUCUCGCUGUAUGGCCAGCAGCGGCUUGUCAUCUCCUCCCUCCGCCUCGCUUCCGUACGAGUGGCCUAUCUCAACGGCCCUCCCAAAGACCACCACUCCCACGAUGACCAGCAGAGCAUGCCCCGCCACAGCUCUGCUGAGUUCUCCUGGGUUGAGUGGCUGCGAACAAUAGCGCCAACAGUGGAGGUGCUUAUAGUGAGGCAUGGGGUGCCUGUAGAGGGGGUUGAUGCGGAGUGGAGCAGCCUGCGCAGCCUUGGGAUUGUCGUGGAGAGAGAGGAGCGGUCUGAGGUGGAUUUGAAGGUUGACGAGCGUCGGGAUGAUGAAGCAAAGAAAGGACUUGCCCGAGACCCCUGUGGUGCACGUGAGGAAGGCGAGAAGCGGGGUGCCAUGUGCUUGCUUUGCGGAGAAGCGGCCGAAGAACGUGCGGGAGAAGAUGCACAGUGUGAAUAG
This is a messenger RNA of Closterium sp. Naga37s-1, 1506 nucleotides long. The record is from the annotation of a GenBank genome assembly. Lineage: Eukaryota; Viridiplantae; Streptophyta; Zygnematophyceae; Desmidiales; Closteriaceae.